Molecule: messenger RNA, 273 nt
Organism: Cladophialophora yegresii CBS 114405
Lineage: Eukaryota; Fungi; Ascomycota; Eurotiomycetes; Chaetothyriales; Herpotrichiellaceae
Exons: 1
Coding region: 1-273 (90 amino acids)
Molecular function (GO): protein binding
Source: RefSeq, a predicted model, not a curated record
AUGGCUGGGUAUCUAGAGUAUGCGAAGAGUACACUCAAGCUCCGAAAUCCUUUCACAUGGGCCCCUGUCAAACCCAGGGACUUGCCUCAGAGAGUCGACGACCCAGAAACCCACCGGAAUCCGUUCUUGGACCUGCCAAAUGAGCUGAUCCUCGCGAUCACCGACUUCCUCGAAACAAAAUUCCGACUCUCACUUCGCAUCUCCUGCCGGCGAUUCCGUGUCCUCAACGACCGCCUCGAUAUGUCGCAGUGCGACAACGAUACGAAGUCAUGA